Aspergillus japonicus CBS 114.51 is the source of this 989-nucleotide messenger RNA. RefSeq lists its product as uncharacterized. Bases 457 to 774 code for a protein of 105 amino acids. Lineage: Eukaryota; Fungi; Ascomycota; Eurotiomycetes; Eurotiales; Aspergillaceae. The record is from RefSeq and is a predicted model, not a curated record. The transcript has a single exon.
AAGAAAAGAAGGACAAAUGACUUUGAUAAAGAUAUGUCACCCGUCCAGCAAAAAGAAGCCAUGUCUUGUGACUCAAAAUAUAGGGCACAUGGACCAUUUCCAAAAGGAAAACAAGGCCUGGAUGUCAAUCGAGCAACAUUUAGCCACUCAAUCCAUGGCCCGUGAUGCAAUGGAGACGUAUGGCUCAGCCCAGGCUCUCGACGACAUGACAAACUCUCUUUCUAGUGUCUGAUAUAAUGACAUGGUGCCUCUCUUGACACAACAUCGCUUCGCCACCCCUCCUUCAGAACUCUCACAACCACAUACAAUCGAAUUCGGAUAUCUGUUUCAGAACGACUGGGUCUACAUUUCUCACACUAACCGGACCGGCCUGUACAUUCUUCCAUGGACAAAAGACGUUCGUCCUUCGUCCACGACCCUCUCCCCCUUGUGACCGAUCGACAACCACGGUCCAACAUGGCGGAUCCUGGAGAUGACAUCCUGGACCCUAUGAUGGAUGAUGACACCAAAGAGAACAAUAUCAACAAAAGCCCCGAUGACAUGGGCCCUCAAAGUUCCAUCGGGCCGGAAAGCAAGUCGACAGCCCCUGAUGCUAGAGCAGAAUACGAUGCCCAUCACGGCAUGAACCGACAGCUGUUAGACACGAGCGCUGGAUUCCCGGCCCAGAUGUGCGACGCAGGUCCCAUUGAUAGUCUCGGAGACACUACUGUGCGCAAUUUCUCCAGCGAGGAUGAGAUAAACGAAACACUCUAUGGCAGGGAUGGGUCGAUGUAGAGGAUUUUCCUGUACUGUUCUGGAAAAGUGCUUUCACAAUAUCUAAAAGUCUCCGUCACAGAAUAUUAUACCAUGCUGCUCAGAGGGAAAUGCCAAGUACUGCCCUUGGAGAGCUCAGAUUCCAGUGCCGCAUGCCGAGAGCUCUAUGCUCUUAAGCGCGGAGUAGACGGGCGAUUCAAUCAGCCUAAUCCGGGGGUGCAAUACGAAUCCGAAAU